GCAACAUAUUUCCAUAAAAACCACUAUUCCAAUAUGCCCAGCUGAAAUGAGAAGUCCGUUAUGGUCUCCGUUCGUACUGUUCCGACCUCGCUCGCAACAUUUCGACUGAGCGAACAUUUGUAGACCGGCAGGGGCUAGCCGCUAGUAGUUGCACCAACCCGUUCCCCCAGUUUCGGUUGGCUCCCCUUUCGAAAUCUGUCAUCACACCGGUUGUCAAUUCAGAUCCUAGUAUAAAAAUAGUAAUAAUUUAUUCAGCAAAACGUAAUUUUCCCACAUCCGAAUGAAAUGGCAUCCGUUUUAGAACAGUUUGUGACGACUGUUAGGACCCUCUCAUCCCAUGGUUUGUACCCGAAUCGGGCAAAUUCCCGUACGAAAUGUGUGAAUGAGGUUAUGUUUGCAGGAAACUAUAAAGUUCUUUGUGAAUAUUUAAGUAAAUCGUCGGAUAUCCUCCUGAAAAACACGCAGCACUUGGACAACGUGCUCGAGACGCUCGAUCUGCAGCAGCACUCGCUCGGCUAUUUGGUGGUGUUAUGCGCUAAAUUUAAUUCAACAGUCCCAGCUAAUACGCCAGACAAUCGGUUUGCACAAGUGCAAGAGUUUAUCCAUGGCUGUAACGGAGAGCAGAUCAGACUGGCCCCCGACACUUUUGCUGAAUUAUGCCACUCUCUAACAAAUUAUCUAGUUGAGCAGAAGCAACCCAUGAAAGGGAUUCUCCUCUUACGAAAGGCCAUUUCGAAGUUGCGGUUCUUCGAUUCGCAGUUAACUUCGAUCCAUGCUGAUCUGUGCCAGUUGUGCUUAUUGGCAAAGUGCUUUAAGCCUGCUCUAGAAAUUUUAGAUACUGAUAUUACUGGAAUUUGCCAAGAGAUUGUUCAUAAUCCUAAUGGGGCCCAAUUUGAAGCAAAAUAUUUUUUAUUGUAUUACUAUUAUGGCGGAAUGAUUUAUUUAGCUGUGAGAAAUUUGGAUCGUGCUUUGUAUUUCUUUGAGGUAGCUAUAACAACCCCAGCACAUGCUGUUUCUCAUAUUAUGCUCGAGGCAUACAAGAAGUACAUUAUAGUUUCACUUUUAUUACAUGGAAAAAUACAACCAGUGCCUAAAUAUGCUUCACAAGUGGUUACUCGGUUUAUCAAACCAUUAUCUCAGCCUUAUAAUGAUUUAGCAAAUUCUUUCACUUCAAACAACACAGCGGAUUUGAAUGCUGUACUUAACAAACAUAGAGAGGCAUUCACCAGGGAUCACAAUUUAGGUCUUGUAAAACAGGUAUCCUCAGUGCUUUACAAGAAAAACAUUCAAAGGCUGACGAAAACCUUCUUAACGUUAAGUUUGUCAGAUGUGGCGAGCCGAGUCGGAUUGCCUGGCCCUUCGGAUGCCGAGCGCUACAUUUUACACAUGAUCGAAGAUCAGCAAAUCUACGCCACGAUAAACCAAAAAGACGGAAUGGUUGUGUUUAGAGACGAGCCUGAGAAAUACGGGGGCCCAGACGUGCUGAAAAGCCUAGAAGCUCAACUAGCAAUUUGUAUGGAACUUGACAAACAAAUCCUUGCAAUGGACGAAGACAUCCAAGUGAAUCCCGUCUACGUGAAGAAGUCGAGCGGUGUACAAGACGAGGAGCAGCCCAGCAAAAGUACAUACGCGAUGUAAAAAUUUCAGUUGCUCAGUGUUAUCAGUUUUCAUUUUGUACACUUGAAAUAUUUAAGCUUUUUCAUGAAGAAAGGGAAACGUCAGCUCAUUAACUUGUAAUCGAAAUUAUAACAUUAUAAACACUGUGUGUUUUUGUAGUUUAAUACCAUUUCUCAGAGACGUGUACAUUAUUUAUUUUGUGUUUCUUUAAGUAAUAACAAUUCGAGAUUUACAUUGUACUGAGGUUAUUUACAAUAAAAUACUGAUAUACUUGCUA
Tribolium castaneum (red flour beetle) is the source of this 1894-nucleotide messenger RNA. RefSeq names its product COP9 signalosome subunit 3 (gene CSN3). The record is from RefSeq and is a predicted model, not a curated record. NCBI's taxonomy places the organism in Eukaryota, Metazoa, Arthropoda, Insecta, Coleoptera, Tenebrionidae. The transcript has 6 exons. Gene Ontology annotation, cellular component: COP9 signalosome. Bases 286 to 1638 code for a protein of 450 amino acids. Gene Ontology annotation, biological process: ubiquitin-dependent protein catabolic process.